This is a messenger RNA of Drosophila guanche, 3906 nucleotides long. It is a transcript of the gene LpR2, whose product is annotated as low-density lipoprotein receptor. Bases 229 to 3417 code for a protein of 1062 amino acids. Gene Ontology annotation, molecular function: calcium ion binding; protein binding. The record is from RefSeq and is a predicted model, not a curated record. The transcript has 12 exons. NCBI's taxonomy places the organism in Eukaryota, Metazoa, Arthropoda, Insecta, Diptera, Drosophilidae.
UCGUUUUUGUCGGGCGUGCCGAACUGUCGUCUUCUGUCAGUGUAUCGCAUGUUAUCUAACCGUUAAUAUCUCAGUUCGUACAUAUUUUGGAACGCGAAUAAAGAUUAGGCCAACAGCCAAAUGCAAAUAAUAAAUAUAUUAGAACAAGAUUAAAACAUAACAAAAGACAGUUCCACAUUGUGCACCUCCCAGUAAAAAUUGUUAAUUAACAGAUAAUUUGAAAUAGAGAUGGCAACAGUUUGCCUGCCCAAUUAUACAGAACGCUUUCAAUCUAAUAAUGAGAAUGAGUAUAUGAAUAGUAACAUUGCCAGCAGCAGCACCACCACCCACACAUCCCAUGAGCAGUCGCUGGUGACCACCAAGGCCACCGUGACCAGUGCGUUCUUCUUCAGCAGCAGCACCAACUACCAGAGCUGGGUGCAGCAGCUAAUCAGCUUCAGCUUCACCUCCUCGUUCCAUCUGCUCUUCAUCACGUGCAUUUUGAGCAUCAGCAAGUUCUGCAAUGCCGCAGCAGUAAAUGCCGCCCAGGUGACGGCCUCCACGCCCAGUCCCAGCGAGAUAAUGCAAAAUCUAAGUGGUUCGGCGCUCCUGGAGAAGAUUAAGGCCAGCACUUUGGGGAUGCCAUUGGAUCGACUAAAGCACCUGGCCCCAGCGGCAGCCAACAGUCUGAGUCCCAUUGGAGUGACCAAUUUUGGGCACUCUAUCAAUUCGGUGCUUAAUGGAAAUCCAUUCAAGUUUCUGAAUGUUUCCGGCAAGAUUGGAACACCAUUGGAUAUAACUCAAAGCAUACCAAACUACUGCGAGGAGAAGCAAUUCCAAUGCGCCAGUGGCGCCUGUAUACCCAUCAGAUUUGUAUGCGAUGGCGAGUCAGACUGUCCGGACCACAGCGAUGAGCGACUGGAGCGCUGCAAGUUCAGAGAAUCAACUUGCAACGUGGACCAAUUCCGCUGCGGCAAUGGCAAUUGUAUUCCCCAGAAAUGGGUCUGCGAUCAUGAGGCUGACUGUACCGAUGGUACCGAUGAGUUUCUGCCACUUUGCACGCGAAAGACUUGCUCACCGGAGCAGUUUCAGUGCAAAUCUGGCGAGGGUUUGUGUAUACCCCUGUCAUGGAUGUGUGAUCAGAACAAGGAUUGCGACGAUGGCAGCGAUGAGGCGCAGUGCAAUGCCACCUGCCGCUCGGAUGAGUUCACCUGCGCGGGUGGCGACUGCAUUCAGAGCCGCUGGAAAUGCGACGGUGAUCACGACUGCAUGGACGGCUCCGAUGAGCUCAACUGCCCCGCCAAAGGCAAGUGCCCCGAGGAGGCGUUCACCUGCGAUAACGGUGAUUGCAUCAGCAAGCGUUGGGUAUGUGACGGCGACUAUGACUGCAAGGAUCACAGCGACGAAAAGCAAAACUGCAGCAUUGAUCCAGGACUCUUGAUGGGUUUCUGCCAACCGCAUGAGUUCUCGUGCAAGGAUCGCAUCACCUGCCUGCACCGCACCUGGGUGUGCGACGGGGAUAUCGACUGUCCCGGCGGCGAUGACGAAGAUCCAGUGAAGUGCCAGAACGUGACCUGCAGGCCGGAUCAGUUCCAAUGCGGUGAUCACAGCUGCAUCGCCGGACACCUCAACUGCAAUGGGCAGAGAGACUGCGCGGAUGGCAGCGACGAGCGGGACUGCAGCAUGGGCACACCCUCGAGCGAGUGCAAUGUCACCAGCGAAUUCAACUGCGGUGGGGGACAGUGCAUAGCACUGAACAAAGUGUGUGAUAAGCGCAAGGACUGCCCCGAUGGCGAAGAUGAGCCGGCAGGCAAGUGUGGCGUGAAUGAGUGUGCCGCCAAGAAUGGUGGGUGCAUGCACCAGUGUGUGGAUCUGGUGGUGGGCUACAAGUGCGAGUGCCGAAAGGGAUACAAAUUGUCCGGGGAUAAGCGCAGCUGUGUGGACAUCAAUGAAUGUGACAAUCCAGACACUUGCUCCCAGUUGUGCAGCAACGAGAUCGGGGGAUUCAAGUGCGAAUGCGAGGCGGGAUACAUGAGGGAUCCACGCAAUCACACUCGUUGCAAGGCGGGUGAGGGACAUGCCUCACUGCUUCUGGCGAGACGUCACGAUAUACGGAAGAUCGCCCUCGACCACAUGGAAAUGACGUCGAUCGUGAAUAGCACAAAGUCGGCGACGGCACUGGACUUUGUGUUUCGCACGGGAAUGAUCUUCUGGAGCGACGUGACGACGCAGAGCAUCUACAAGGCGCCCAUUGACGAGGGAAACGAGAAGACGGUAGUGCUAAAACAGUCGUCAGUGACAUCGGAUGGACUGGCAGUGGACUGGAUCUACAACCACGUGUACUACACGGACACGCACAAGUGCACCAUCGAGCUGACCAAUUUUGAUGGCAACAUGGCCAAGGUGCUCAUUGAGGAUGCGCUGGACAUACCGCGCUCCAUCGCCCUCGAUCCCAUCGAGGGAUGGAUGUACUGGUCCGACUGGGGCGCCUCCCCGCGCAUCGAGCGCGCCGGCAUGGAUGGCAGCCACCGCACCACCAUAAUCAGUUACGACGUCAAGUGGCCCAACGGCAUCACCCUGGACCUGGUGCGCAAACGCAUCUACUGGGUGGAUGGCAAGCUGAAUGUCAUCUCGUCGGCCAACUACGAUGGCUCCCAGCGGCGCCAGAUUCUCUACUCCACCGAGUACCUGCGGCAUCCCUUCUCCAUCACCACAUUCGAGGAUUACAUCUACUGGAGCGACUGGGACAAGCAGACCGUCUUCAAGGCUAAUAAGUUCACGGGAGAGGGUGUGGAGCCCAUCACAGCGGAACACAUGCUUCAGAAUCCCAUGGUGAUCCAUGUGUAUCAUCCGUACCGACAGCCCGAUGGCAUCAAUCACUGCCAGUCCGUGAAUGGCCACUGCUCCCAUCUCUGCCUGCCCGCACCGAAGAUCAACGAGCGCAGUCCGCGAAUCUCCUGCGCCUGUCCCACGGGUCUCAGGCUGAUGCCGGAUGGUCUCAUGUGCGUCGAAGAUCUGCGUGUGAAAAGUGUGCGUACCACUGGACGCAGUAGGACGAAAAAUGUUUCCGCAGCAACCACAACGAAACAGCCUCAAGAAGUGCACGCGAUAGUGCCGGUUCAAAAGAAGUCAAACGAAAACAGUUCCACACACACAAUUCACAAGAUUGGUGCACCAGCAGAGCAGGAUCAUGGCCGAAUUGCCUGGAUUGUGAUAGGCAGUUUACUGGGCACCACUGUGGUGGCUUAUCUCAUCCUCCUCACAUACAGACGUUGCACCCGUGCUGUCAACUCUAUGAACUUUGAGAAUCCCGUGUAUCACAAGACUCCCGAGGAUCACUUUAGUUUGGAGAAGAAUGUAGCGCCGCACAUGUAUGCCACAGCCAUGGUUGAGGAGUCUAAAAAUCCUUUGCGUGAACGUGGCACCGAAUGUGUUUAGGGCAGCCCCGGCAAAAAUAUCCACUUAAAUGCAUAUCCAAAAAGUUGAAAUACUGGCCGUGUAGACCAAGGAGAGGACCGCAAAGAACAACAUCUCCUCCAAUUAGUAAUUCCGUUAGACCAAGGUCCCACUCAACUCAUCUCAGCGCAACUCAACGAAAACGGAUAAUGAAAGCUUAAUAGGAAAAUGCUACUGGCAAAGCAUCAAUAAGAGGAAACUUUCAGUUAGAAAUAAGAAAAACGAGUAGGAACGUUUGUAAGGCGCGUUGUACGCGUCACAACUUUUAUACCCGGUACUCAGGCAGUAUAUGUGUCUGUACCUUAGUGGUUUUAAAUUUUGUUUACAUCUGUCAUCGACAUCUACAUCCCUCCACAGCCAAAACGCCCUUUUAGCUCGCCAUCGAACAGGGACGCACACUGCAUGAGGCAGAGUGUGCGAGCGAGAAAGAAUGACUACAAUAAACAACCACAAGGUGCCACUGCAAAUUAA